CUUAAUAAACAUUGUUUUUUCGUCGGUCGAAGUAGGUGGAACGCGUGACACUUGCGCUUAUUGAUUUUGCCUUCUGCAGAAUUAAUAUUUAGAGAGUUUUUACAUCGUGUCUCCGGAUUUCAGUGCCAGUGUUUCCGUUCUCAACUUCGAUCCCCAGUUCGUAGCGGGAGUGGCCAGCGGUGUUACUUUACGGUGGUUAGCGAUGCGUGCGUACUAGGGCGUGCGAGAGAAGGUCGUCACGACGUGAAUCCGUGCAUGAUGAAAUGAUGAGCUGUAAAUAGUGUUUUCGGUGUGCGAGUUAAUCAUCUCGUGCAGUUUGCUCUAGUCCUACUGCCUAGCAGGCUAGUGCACAUUGCCUUUAACUGAAUAAAGGAUCCCGGUUUUCUGUUGGCGUGCGGUACAGAGAAAGAAGAAGCAGCAACUCCGAAAGUGCGUGUGUGGCUGUGCAAGUGAUCUGCAUAAAGUUUGUUCCGUUCCUUUCAACCGGGCUCCGGCUACGGCAGCAGCAGCAUGGAGAUAGCGCAGGCCGUUUCGAACGCGUUCUGGUCGACGAAAGUGUGGCUACCGCCGAACACCACCUGGGAAGACAUUCGGCCGGGUGUGCGAUCGGACGUGAACCAUGCCGACUACCGGCACCUGAUUUAUCCGAUUCCGAUAGCCGCGGUGAUAAUCGUGCUACGCUGGGUCGUGGAACGAUAUUGGAUCGCACCGAUCGGUAAGGCGAUUGGGAUUAAGAGCACCGGACCGAAACCACCGAGACCAAAUAAAAUUCUGGAAGCGGCAUACAAUGUCAACAGUCGGCUUAGUCACAAAACGACGAUGCGGCUAGUAAAGCAGGUGGAUAUGACGGAGCGACACAUCGAGUACUGGUGGCGACGGCGCCGGGCACAGGACAAACCAACGACGCUGGUCAAGUUUUGCGAAACGUCCUGGCGGUGCAUCUACUACACGUACAGCUUCAUCUUCGGUUGCAUCGUGAUGUACGACAAGCCGUGGCUGUGGGAGAUCAAACACUGCUGGUACGGUUACCCGCACCAGUCGGUCACGAACGACAUCUGGUGGUACUACAUGAUCUCGAUGGCAUUCUACUGGUCGCUGACCGCCUCCCAGUUCUACGACGUGAAGCGAAAAGAUUUCUGGCAGAUGUUUGCCCACCACAUGAUCACCAUCCUGCUGAUGGCGCUCAGCUGGGUGUGCAAUCUGCAUCGGGUCGGUUCGCUCGUACUGUUGGUGCAUGACUGUGCAGACAUUUUCCUGGAGUCCGCUAAGCUGACGAAGUACGCACAGUAUCAGAAAGUGUGCGACACGAUCUUUGCCAUCUUCACCGUUGUGUGGAUCGUGACGCGACUGAUUCUGUACCCGCGCAUCAUCUACAGCUCGUCUGUGGAGGCGCCACAGAUUCUACCAAUGUUCCCGGCGUACUACAUCUUCAACACGCUGCUCAUACUGCUGCUCGUGCUGCACAUAUGCUGGACCUAUCUGAUCGUACAGAUUGCGAUCAAGGCAAUCAAAUCGGGCCAGAUGGAAGGCGACGUGCGGUCCAGUUCCAGCGAGGAAAUCUCCGACAGCUCGGAAACUUCACGCCCACUACUAACGAACGGCGGUACGCCCAAGAAGCAACCGAACAAAAACGGAACGACGGGCAGUGUUGGUGCUUCCCCGAAAAAGAAACAAUAAAUUGUGUGUCGGCACCUUUGCGCAGACCAGCCGUUCGGACAGACCACUCAUCACCUUAGAACCGCAUCACGGCGUGUGUAUCACGUGUAACAACGUACCAUAGUGUAGAGGGCUGCAACUACAACAAAAUAAUAAUAUUUUGGGAUACAAAAAGGGGGGGGUAUCGGCUAAACCUUAACCCUUCCCGUAUCCGGCACUUCAACAACCCUGUUUUGCCUCCUUUUUGGCCUUGGCAUGGCGUAACGCGGGUUUUGUGCUAGCUCCUGAACUAUACCCCUCCGUAACGUAUUGAUCAGGUCCAUGAUCUAGUCGAGCUUUGAACCGGUCAUACAUACACACAUCCUCCUAUACUGUUACUACAAUACAACGUAAAUUCCUGCCGUAAAUAGUAAAUAGUGCCCAUUACAAAAAAACAAAAACAGUGCUAUUAUUCAGUUAAUGGCGCACAGAACAGAAGAAAAACGCUAUUAGGAGACAGUUAACCGAGAUGAAAAACUCUGUGUGCACGGGGAUAUGAAAAACCAGUUUUUUAUAAGGUACAUUUUGUUAGUUUGUUUUUCCCCUCUUUUUUUUCCCUGCUAUAUAGAAUACAUUUAAAGUAUAGUUGAAUAGAGCUAAAAUAAUUUGAUAAGCUUUCCUCCUUCCCGGAACCGUGGAAUCGUGGGCAAUGCUUUCGUGCGUUUAAUGACGGAAAGUUAUGUUUGUGUACGAACAAAUAGCUGUAAGGGGGAGGGUAGCAGCAUAACCAGCAUAAUCAAAUGAGAGCAAGCUAAUUUGGGGAAAACUCCAGCAGCAGCAGCAGCUAGCAGAUAAGUAUUUAUUAGCUAAGAAACACAAUACGGAAAGAGAAGGGAAUGAAUUGCAUUAAAAAAAAAACAAAACAAACCGACGAAAAAGUUGUUCAGUCGAAAAUGAAUUGGUUUGAAUUAGAUAAAACUAUGAGAAGGGAAGAGGAGCAGCAAAUGUUUGUGUUGAAACAAACCAUCUCCAGUGGGGAGAGGAUUAAAUAAUAAAUAGUUUAAACGACGAUGACGACGAGAAAAAAGAAAAAA
This is a messenger RNA of Anopheles stephensi (Asian malaria mosquito), 2729 nucleotides long. Its product is annotated as ceramide synthase 6. The record is from RefSeq and is a predicted model, not a curated record. Lineage: Eukaryota; Metazoa; Arthropoda; Insecta; Diptera; Culicidae. Gene Ontology annotation, cellular component: membrane. The transcript has 5 exons. The coding region runs from base 511 to 1677 and encodes 388 amino acids. Gene Ontology annotation, biological process: ceramide biosynthetic process. Gene Ontology annotation, molecular function: DNA binding; sphingosine N-acyltransferase activity.